Tremella mesenterica DSM 1558 is the source of this 1461-nucleotide messenger RNA. RefSeq lists its product as uncharacterized. The coding region runs from base 1 to 1461 and encodes 486 amino acids. The record is from RefSeq and is a predicted model, not a curated record. The transcript has 11 exons. Lineage: Eukaryota; Fungi; Basidiomycota; Tremellomycetes; Tremellales; Tremellaceae. Gene Ontology annotation, biological process: protein import into peroxisome matrix. Gene Ontology annotation, cellular component: cytosol.
AUGGCACAACGUAAAGUCAAAGAUACAACUUACUACGAUGUUCUUGGUGUUUCCACAGAAGCGACAGAUAUAGAGUUGAAGAAGGCUUACAGAACUUUAGCAAUCAAGAAGAAUCAUCCAGAUAAGAAUCCAUCACCUGAUGCAGAAGCAAAGUUCAAAGAGAUUGGAGAAGCAUAUCAAAUACUGAGCAAUGCCGACUCUCGUGCACACUACGAUAAAGUCGGUAAAGCCGGGAUGAACAAGACUGAUGAAGGUGUUGUAGAUCCUCAAGAGAUAUUUUCUCAGAUCUUUGGUGGAGAACGGUUUUAUGACUAUAUCGGAGAGAUAUCGUUAGUCAAAGACUUUUCAUCCACAAUGGAUGUCGUCAUGACUCCCGAGGAAAAAGCAGCUAUGGAAGCUGAAGCCAAAGCGAAUGGCGUGUCGACCGCCGCUGUCUCCGGUGAUGGUGUAGCUCCUACUGCUCCCACCGACACUGCGACACCGGAAAAACCCCUCGAAGCAGAAGCAGGACAGACGAAACCUACCGCGCCUGCAAGUCCUUCACCCACUGCUGGCAUCAGUGGAGAAGCGCCUGCCGAUCAUAAUGGUCAUAUGACACAUCACUCAUCUUUCAGCUCUGGCGCAUCAACCCCUGGGAAAGAUACCGUCGGACAUAAACAGCCUGAUAAAAAGGGAAAACCCAAACUUACCCCUGAGCAGAAAGCUCAAUUGGAAGCCCUUGAAAAAGCCCGGGAAGAAGAGAAGAAAGCCAGAAGAAUAGAGAUGUUGAAAGAGAAAUUGAUCCAACGUAUAAGACCGUUUGUGGAUGCUAAGAAUCCUGGGGAUGCCAAUGAUCCAGAGACGAAAGCAUUCGAAGCGAAGAUUCGGAUGGAAGCUGAGGAUUUGAAAUUGGAAUCUUUUGGUAUUGAGCUUUUACAUACUAUAGCCAGUGUGUAUAUCACCAAAGCUGGAAACUUCAUCAAAAGCAAGAAAUUCUUCAUCGGCGGUUUCUUCGGACGGUUAAAAGAGAAAGGAGGUAUGGUGAAAGAAGGUUGGGGGCUGUUGGGUUCUGCGAUCGGGGUUCAAGCUGCCAUGGAAGAAUUGCAACGUAUCGAAGAAAAGGGUACGGCUACACCUGAAGAGUUGGAGGCUUUGGCACAGGAGGUAUCGAGUAAAAUGUUGUUGACCACUUGGAAAGCUACUCGAUGGGAGGUUGGGAAUGUACUAGGAGCAGUGGUCGAAUCAGUUCUAUACGAUCCCAAAAUUUCUAAAGAAGUUUCUCUUCGAAGAGCCAAAGCGAUCCUCACCAUCGCCGGGAUAUUCAAGACUGUGCAACCGGAUGAAUCUGAUGAAGAGAGAAGAGAACUUGAGAGAUUAGUGAUGAAUGCUGGUAAGAAGAAGAAAGAAAAGGAAAAGGAAAAGAAAUCUGCUCAAGAAUCAACUGUAUCUGGUACUCCUGGAGGUAAGAGCACGACGGUUUAG